UGCCGAAGGGGCCAGGCAAAGCCCUUCACGCCGAAGUAACCCAACGGUCAUAUUCUGCUCGUGCUCUCGGCUCUCGCCAUCCCUGCCCUCCCACGCGCCACCGCCGCAUCGUCUCCCUGCGGCUUCGCGUGGGUCUUGCUUCCCCGACCCCUUCUCCGGCGCGGAAGGGGAGCGGCGGCUAGAUCCCUUUCCCGAAUCCGUCGGAGGAGGCGGUGGCAACCAGCGGGUCGUCCUCUUCUAGCGCGUGUUUCGUAUUUGCCCAAUAUCUGCUCAUCAGUACUGUGCUUGAAGUGAAUAAGUUGAGAUGUCUGUGUCAAUGUAUAAGAAGCAAAACUCAAUGGGCACUCCUGUCCACAGGACAAAUCCCUUUGAUUCCGAUUCUGAUUCUGAAGUGCCCUCAAAGCCAUCAAGGGCACAGUCUGUCCCAGUGAAGUGCACCGAUCAAUCUGUGCAAGAGUUGGAAGAUUAUGCUAUAACCAAAGCACGAGAAACCACACACAAAGUAAAUGAUUGUGUCAGAGCUGCUGAAGCCAUCAGGGAAGAUGCUACACAAACUCUGCAAACUUUGCACCGUCAAGGUGAGCAGAUCAUGCGGUCUCAUCACCUAGCAGCUGACAUUGAGCAGGACCUUACUGUGAGUGAGAAGCUCCUGGGAAGUCUGGGUGGGCUAUUUUCCAAGGCAUGGAGGCCUAAGAGAAAUCAACAGAUAAAAGGGCCAGUCUCAGAAAAUAGCUUUUCUGUGAGAACGGCAAACCACAUGGAACAGAGGUGGAGGCUAGGAAUUGCCCCAACACAACAAAAUUCUCCCAGUUCUGUACAAACUGCACCUGCAACUGCAAUGGGAAAAAUCCAGGCUGAGAAAGAAAAGCAGGAUGAUGCACUUUCUGACCUGAGUAACACAUUGGGACAGCUCAAGGAAAUGGCAGUUGAUAUGGGCACAGAAAUUGACAGACAAAACAAAGCUCUGGUUCCUUUCAGUGAGGACGUUGAUGAACUGAAUUUCAGACUGAAAGGAGCGAAUCAACGGGGACGCCGGUUGCUGGGCAAGUGAUAUCGAACCAGGAGCACUAAAAGAUUAAGAACCUUGUUGUUUUACUUGUUUUAGUCGUAUUGAAUUGUACUCUCAGAAAACUUUCAAGUUCCUGUGUUGUACCAUAACCAGGUCCAAAUUAGUGGAAAGGAAAUCGGAAUAUAUCUUGUUUUAGAGCAAAUAGGAAGAUCCUUGUAUUGGAUUGUACUCUGAGAAAACUUUCAAGUUCCAGUGUUGUACCUAACCAGUUCCAAAUUAGUUGAAAGGAAAAUCGGAAUAUAUCCUGUCUUGUUUUUA
This is a messenger RNA of Setaria italica (foxtail millet), 1327 nucleotides long. Its product is annotated as SNAP25 homologous protein SNAP33. Gene Ontology annotation, molecular function: SNAP receptor activity. The record is from RefSeq and is a predicted model, not a curated record. Gene Ontology annotation, cellular component: plasma membrane; SNARE complex. Bases 305 to 1051 code for a protein of 248 amino acids. Lineage: Eukaryota; Viridiplantae; Streptophyta; Magnoliopsida; Poales; Poaceae. The transcript is spliced from 6 exons.